Molecule: messenger RNA, 5936 nt
Organism: Nothobranchius furzeri (turquoise killifish)
Lineage: Eukaryota; Metazoa; Chordata; Actinopteri; Cyprinodontiformes; Nothobranchiidae
Gene: kdrl
Product: kinase insert domain receptor like
Biological process (GO): protein phosphorylation; positive regulation of kinase activity; cell surface receptor protein tyrosine kinase signaling pathway
Cellular component (GO): plasma membrane; signaling receptor complex
Molecular function (GO): ATP binding; growth factor binding; transmembrane receptor protein tyrosine kinase activity
Source: RefSeq, a predicted model, not a curated record
ACCGGACUGAAAGUGCUGCACAGGAGCGAGAGGAGAGGCGCGCGUAAAAGCCAGGCACUGAUUGAUCCUUCCUUUCUAGUAUCCCUCCGCUCACACACAAACGAAGAACUAAACUAAAAUGUUGUAAUUGUUCAUGUUUCAUCUCGUGGACACUUCCUGUUAUUACUGAAUUUGGUUGCACCUGCUGCUCGCUGGCACAUCCGCCUCCUCUUCGCUGGAGCCGGUCUGAGCUGGAGAGUUCCCCCGCGUAACGCGUCAUGGGACACUGGAGAACCACCGCAGCGCUCUGCUUGCACACCUGAAGCUUUUGUGGAUUUAUAGGACACGUUUUAAAAGACAACCAACAUUAUUUUUAAAUGAACUCACACUGAAGGGAGACUUUGGUUUUACCGGAACUAAAAAACAAAACAAAACAAAAAAAAAAAACUGAUAGGAAUUUUAUCUCAACACUUUGACCUCGGUUAGGAUUUUGGUGAAGUUGGCAGAAUGACCUCGUUCAUCUGCUUCAUGAUGAUCGUCUCCUGCUGCUCUACAUUCACAGCUGAAGGACAUAGGCAGAGAUAUCCUAAGAUUGUUCCUUCUGUUGAUCAGCUGGUUCUUCACAAGGACGAUUUGUUGAACCUCACUUGCAGAGGUCAAGGUAUCUUAAACUGGACACUUGGAAAUGCCCAACGCUCAAUCUCAUCAGAGGGUGUGAAGGUAGAGCAGUGUGAUCCCAAACAUUACUCUCACUGCACCAAACUUACAAUCAAGAACCUGACUGCCAGUGACACAGGAAGUUACUUCUGCUCAAGAGCUGGUUCAGACCACAGCGCAUCGGUCUAUGUCUUCGUCAAAGAUCCUGAGCAACCGUUUGUCGAGCCCUGUGACACAACGCCGUACGUUCUGGGCAUCUUCAGGAACGAGACCAGCCUCGUGGUGCCAUGCCGAACAUCCUCACCUGAUGCUGUUGUGACACUGAUGGGGGCCCCAGCUCUGUCACAGGAGAUUGUUAGAGGAAUGGUGUGGGAUCCUAAGGUGGGCUUCACAAUCCCUUAUGGUUCCUACACCAGCUACAUGUUGCUCACCUGCAGCACCAACGUCAAUGGGCACCAUUUCCUGUCAAAGUACAUCCCUAAAAGACAGACUUUGGUUCUGAAAAAUGUGAAGAUCACCCCAGAACACACCAGGGUGUUAGUUGGACACACUCUUGUCCUCAACUGUAGUGGAGAGACCACCCAUAAUGGUAGAAUAACCUUCACCUGGGAUUUUCCAGGAUCGAAAGACAAUCGACACUACAUGAGCAAGUCUGUGCCCACACCUGCUAAGGUUCUUGUGAUGAGCAGCACCUUGAUGUUGCCAAACGUUACCAUGGAGAAUAAGGGAGAGUACCACUGCAAAGGUGAAAUCGGACUCAAACCCCACAUGGUUGCAUCAGCAAAAGUCACUGUCUACGAGCAUCCAUUCCUCCACAUUUCCAACAAACGUGACACAGUGACUGUGGUAGAAGGCAGGAAGAGGCUUGUGUUGGAGCCCAGGGUCAACGCUCUGCCGCAGCCAGACAUAAUAGCAUGGUAUAAAGAUGGCGACCUAAUUACGAAGAAUUCCACAUGUUAUAAGAUGUCUGAUUACAGACUAAUCAUCACUAGGGUGGAGGAGAAAGACGAUGGUGUUUUCACUUUGAGCCUGGGCAACAGGCUGAAGGGCCUGCACAGGAAUGUGAGCUACACUCUGGUAGUUCACGUGAAGCCGACCAUCUUGGAAGCGGAGCUCGCCACCAAGGACGUGCAGCCCUACCUGCUCGGCAAGCAGUAUCGACUAACCUGCUCUGCUUAUGCACGGCCCUUACCGAAAAUCACCUGGUUCUGGCAACCGUGUAACUCAGACAAAGCACUUAGCAAUUGUUCCACAAACACAGAGACGAUCCAGGUCGGGCCCAAUGACCGGGAAAAUUAUUCCCAAAACUGGAUCAAGACCAUAAAUGUCAAAUAUGAACUGGUUAAAGGAAAAAACAAGACGGUGAGCACCCUGUUGAUCGGAGAGGCUCGUGUUUCUGGAAUCUUCUCCUGCAUGGCUGAGAAUGCCCUUGUUGGCACGAGCACAAUGGAGAUUCCUUUCUAUGUUGACGAUGACCCAGAGGAAGUCAACAUCCAGCCUCAAACUGCUAUAGAGGGCAACAACAUCACCUUGACCUGUCGGGCAACGCGUUACCUCUACACCGGCCUUAGAUGGGUGGACUCCAGGAAUCAAACCAUCACUUCCAGCGUGUCUCAGCUUCAGAUCAGCAACCACUCCAUUUCUCUUGCUUUAUAUCUGCACAACGUGUCUCAAAGCAGCUCUGCAGGUUACACAUGUCAGGCAGAUAAGCUCCACAAGGAGGUUAAAUCCAAGACUGCGUCGCUGAUUGUAAACGAGAGAAAACAACCACACUUCAGUCAGAAUCUGACAAAUCAGGACGUGAACAGCAGCAGCACCCUGGUCAUGGCUUGUUACGCCUCAGGGGUUCCUCAGCCUUACAUCAUGUGGUUCAAAAACGGUGUAAAAGUGGAAGAAAGUCCAGGUGUCAGCCUGCAGGAGGACGGGACUCUGAUCAUUGAGAGAGUGAAGAAAGAUGACGAGGGUGUGUACGAGUGUGUGGCCCAAAACGUGGAGGGAUUCGCCAAAACGAGUGCUGUUGUCACGGUGCUCGGAGAUGAUGGGAAGCCAAAUAUUGAGGUGAUAAUUCUGGUGUGCACUGGAGCUGCGGCCACUUUCCUCUGGCUCAUGCUCAUCUUGUUCAUCCGGAAGCUCAGGAGGCAACCAUCUCACUACAAGAUGGGUCCGUCUAUCAUCAUUGAUCCUGAUGAGUAUCCCCUGGAGGAGCAGAACGACCUCCUCCAGUACGACAGCAGCAAAUGGGAGUUUCCUCGUGAUCGCCUGCGACUCGGUAAAAUUCUGGGCCACGGAGCAUUUGGGAAAGUGAUGGAAGCUUCCGCCUUUGGAAUCGACAAACUCUCCACCUGCAAGACCGUUGCAGUGAAAAUGCUGAAAGGAGGUGCUACGUCCAAUGAGCGUAAAGCUCUGAUGUCAGAGUUAAAGAUUCUGAUCCACAUCGGGAAUCACCUGAAUGUGGUCAACCUGCUGGGAGCCUGCACGAAGCCUGGAGGACCCUUAAUGAUGAUCGUGGAGUUUUGCAAGUAUGGCAACCUGUCCAACUAUCUGAGAAGCAAGAGAGACGACUUCCUGGUGUACAAGAGCCCAGACGGUAAGGUGGUGUCGGCCGGGUCGGGCUGUGAGCUGAGCGAGCUGAUGAAGCGCCGCCUGGAGAGUGUGGCUAGCACCGGAAGCUCUGCCAGCUCCGGCUUCAUCGAAGAUAAGAGCUACUGCGACUCAGAGGAAGAGGAAGAAGAAUCGGAAGAUUUAUACAAGCGAGUGCUGACUCUAGAGGAUUUAAUCUGCUACAGUUUUCAGGUUGCAAAGGGCAUGGAGUUCUUGGCUUCACGCAAGUGCAUUCACCGGGAUUUGGCUGCACGAAAUAUCUUACUGUCUGAGAACAACGUGGUGAAGAUUUGUGAUUUUGGACUUGCCAGAGACAUUUACAAAGACCCAGAUUACGUGCGCAAAGGAGAUGCCCGGCUGCCGCUCAAGUGGAUGGCUCCUGAGGCUAUUUUCGACAAGGUCUACACGACUCAGAGCGACGUCUGGUCCUUCGGGGUUCUCAUGUGGGAAAUCUUCUCUCUGGGUGCCUCUCCUUAUCCUGGUGUGCAGAUUGAUGAAGAGUUUUGCUGCAGACUAAAGGAGGGGACUAGGAUGAGGGCACCAGAUUACGCUCCCACUGAAAUAUACCAGGCCAUGCUGGACUGCUGGCAGGGCGAGCCGCAGCAGAGACCCACUUUCACAGAGUUGGUGGAGAGACUGGGGGAUCUGCUUAUGGCCAGCGUGCAACAGGAGGGCAAACACUACAUACCCAUAAACACAGCCUUGCUGGUGAAGAUGGGAGACCAGACUGCUGCGGUGGAGACAAGGGAGACACGCUCACGACCCGUUUCUCGCCGCGAUUCAGGAGGCAAUUGGAACAUCAAGAUCCGUCCUGCUAGCGUAAAAACCUUUGAUGAGGUCACCAUGGAGGAGGGGACAGAUGAAAACCUUGAGGGUCAGUCGGACAGCGGGAUGGGCCUUUCCUCUGAAAACAUGAAGACACUGAUGCGGUUCGAAUCGUUGGCAGGACGACCUCUGAGCAUCAUGGCUCUGGCGAUGAAGGCAGUGAGUAAGAGUAAAGAAUCAGUGCUGAAUGAUGCAGAGAAGGACAAGUUUCCUCCCACUGUUCCACCUUUAGACUUCAGUCUGGAUGACUCGGCUCUGGACGACAGCCUGGAGUGUCACAGCCCUCCACCUGACUACAACUACGUGGUGCGCUACUCCACCCCUCCAGUGUAAAACCUCCCGUCUUUGACAAACUGGUAGUGACAACCUUCAAAGCCUUGGUUUCCUCCUCCAAAAGAUUCUCUGUAGCAUCGCUUGAGAGGAAAACCUGAGAUUUCCUCAUGUUCUGUAACCAGAGCUAGUGUGAUGCAAAAGGAAACCUGUGGACUGUUGAUUCCUCCAGCUUUCAUCGAUGCUGCUGGCCCAUUCCACCUUCACUGUGACACGUCAAACAGCUGAAAACAGGCUCAGGUAUUUCUUUGAUCUACUGUGAAACAGCUUCAGCACCGAUCCGAAAACCCAGCAGGAAAAACGAGGGAAAGGUUACACCUCACAAGGGAAGGAUCUUCAUUAUUUUAGACCCUCUUAAGGAAAAAAAACUAUUAAUUCAAUAAUACGAGCAAAAAGCAGAGUAAAAACUUUCAACAUUUAUUGUUAGAAGAUGAUUUUUUUUUCUAUCAGUGUUAUUUUUUAUAACAAACUCAGGUUUACCCAGAGGGAGAUAAAAAUGAGCUAUUUUAAUUUCUGUGGGUUUUAAAUCACAGGAUGAUGAGGAAACAGGGUUCAGAUUUAACAGCUUGACCAUAAAUUGCAUCAAAUGCAAACACAGACCACUCAUGUUAGACUGGUGUCCAAAUAAAAGGAUUUUUUUUUGCUUCUUUUUGUUUUGUUUUUAGGUCAAACCUGAAGAACAACAGAGAUUGUAUAGUAAUUUGUAUACAGAAGCAGUUAGAAUACACAUAAAAUACUGAUAGUUUAUUCAAAAAGCACGUAAAAAAUGUGUUUAUAUACCUAUAACUACAUCUGUUGUUACACUGUCACUUAUUCACCUAGUCUAAUCCUGUUUAAAAGCUAACCAAAGUAUUUUUAGCAUGGUUUUCCUGAUUAUAACUGUGUAAAACUGUGUUUUAUUCCACACUGUUCAUGCUGCUGUACCGAGAGAGCACCAGCCUGCUACGCAUCACACGCUCCACCACCAUGAAACUUCUUUACGUUACCGUUUUAAACAUUUUAAUAUAGGAUGCAGAACCUUCAGUCACACCUGUUUUCCUGCCUGUGUAUAUGUGCACACCCUGCAUAGUUGCAGCUAUCUACUACUCAUCAACCACUAAGAAAAUGUGUUUUUUUCCCAGAUGUUAUUGUGUUCCAUGGAAAAUGAGUAUGCACUGAUACUACCAAGUAAACUUUGUUUUGUCAUAUUUUAUUGAGAUAGUGUUGUAACAUUUUGAAAAGAUUUCAUAUUUUCUUUUUUUUACCUCGUAUUUAACUGUUAUCUAGUAUUAGUAGGAAAUUAACAUUUGCCACUGUUGUUGUAUUAUAAUUUUUAACAUCUGUAAGGAUUUCAAGCUUUAUGUGUUUAGUUGAGAGAUUUCAACCUCACAGUAACAUUUGCAAACAUUCUGAAAACAAAGAAAAAUGAUGAUGUUGUUGCAUUACUAAAACAGAAGUCAACCCUGCAUGGUGUGAGAACUUUGUUUUAAGAAGAAUGAUGCUUUGCAGCACUGUUAACGGUGCUUAUGAAGUAAAUAAAUAAAUAAAUAUAUAUUUGUAAGUCA